Messenger RNA from Laetiporus sulphureus 93-53, 1571 nucleotides. Its product is annotated as peroxysomal citrate synthase. The record is from RefSeq and is a predicted model, not a curated record. Bases 43 to 1521 code for a protein of 492 amino acids. Gene Ontology annotation, molecular function: acyltransferase activity, acyl groups converted into alkyl on transfer. Gene Ontology annotation, biological process: tricarboxylic acid cycle. Lineage: Eukaryota; Fungi; Basidiomycota; Agaricomycetes; Polyporales; Laetiporaceae. The transcript has 19 exons.
GGCAACCCCGCAUCCUCUCCCCGCUCUCUCUCACACUGCACCAUGGGCAAACUCCCUGCAACGAGCGAGAACACCCUGACCGUCCGCGACAACCGCACUGGAAAGACGUACAGUAUCCCGAUUGUGGACAAUGCCGCCCCUGCGACUGCUUUCAAGAAGAUCACCGCGCCCAGAAAGGCCAACGAGCGGGAGGAGAACGAGACCGAGAGAGGACUGCGGAUAGAGGACAAGGGAUUCUUGAAUACCGCUGUCAUCCGUAGCCAGAUCACGUACAUUGAUGGAGAAGCUGGAGUUUUGCGUUACAGGGGAUAUCCCAUCGAGCAGCUUGCUUUGCAUUCCAACCACCUUGAAACUGCAUAUCUCCUCAUCUACGGCAAUCUUCCGACAAAGGAGCAGUUCGCAUUCUUCCAGAGCGAGGUCAUGCGGCAUGGCCCCACACAUGCAGAUUCUGAACAAUUCUUCCGUUCAUUCCGCUACGACGCGCACCCGAUGAGCAUGCUCACAAGCGCGUUUGCAAUGCUCGGCUCCUUCUAUGCUGAAGCGAACCCUUCACUUCAAGGACAGCGCCUAUACACUAGGGGAGAUAAGGAAUCGUUGGCGGUCAUGGACCGACAGAUCUACAGGCUGAUUGGAAAGGCGACUACUCUCGCUGCCAUGGCGUACCGUGUGCGACAAGGCCGCGAUUUCGUGAGUCCUCCUGCAGGGCUCAGCUACACCGGAUCCUUCCUAUACCAGAUGGACCACCUAGGCGAAGAGAACUACGUACCCAAUCCCGUGCUCGAAAAGGCCCUGGACGUCCUGUUCCUCAUACACGCAGAUCAUGAAUUGAACGCCUCGUGUACGACGGUGCUGCAGACAGCCAGUUCACUCGUGGACCCAUACUCUGCUAUUGCCGCGGGUUGUGCAUCGCUCUAUGGCCCAUUACAUGGUGGUGCGAACGAGGCCGUCAUUCGCAUGUUGAUAUCCAUUGGGAGCCCAGAGAAUGUGCCUGCGUUCAUUGAGGCCGUUAAGCGCCGUGAGAAGACGCUCUCAGGCUUCGGUCACCGAGUGUACAAGACGUCCGAUCCUCGCUCGUUCAUCGUCCGCAAGACAGCAGAUGAGGUCUUCAAAGUCACUGGCAAAGAUGAGCUACUCGUGACGGCUAUGGCGCUGCACGAUGCAGCAAUGAAAGAUGAAUACUUCAUUUCCAGGAAGCUCGCGCCUAACGUGGACUUCUGCAGCGGUUUGAUUUACCGUGCAAUGGGAUUCCCGAUGGACUUCUUCCCCGUUCUGUUCGUUGUACCACGCGUCGUCGGAUGGCUAGCCCAUUGGCGGCAAAUGAUGUUGCAGGACGGCGGCGUGAAGAUUUGGCGCCCUCGGCAGGUCUACGCAGGUCCAGGACAGCGGGACUUUGUGCCUGUCGACGAGCGUGUUGUCGUGAAGGGACCCGGUCAGACACCGUCGGUCGUCGAGCAUGGAGGGAUCACCAAGCGGACGAUGCUCGCGACCUUCACGGGCAAACGUAUGCCAUCACGGUUAUAGAAUGCUGCUGCCUCUGUAUGAGUUAUUGUACUUUAUCUCAGCUCGCGUCA